AUGGCUCUUAAGAAGAGUCCAAAGGCGACCGAACAUCCCGAUAUCGCAGCGUGGAAGAAGGCGACAGAUGAGAUCAAAAAGGAGCUCGACAAGAGGAAGGGGGAGAAGGAUGCGAAGGGCGUGCAAGCGGCGAGGGAGAGCUUGUGCAAAGGGGAGAAGCUCAUUCGCACCUUGCUCGACGACCCUACGUUCCCCGCCAAGGUGGUCAAGGAUCUCGAGGUAUGGUGUGAGGACGAUUUCCUGGAACACCAAAUUAAGAUCUCGCAUACGUCUUUCGAGAGGUUCGCAUAUCUCGCCCUCAGUGCAGCAGUCUCCGUGUGUAUCGAGCCUCUGCUGUCGAACUUCCAAGACCAGGACACUGAGACCGAGGGAGGAAGGAAGGACAGCGGAGAGGUAAGAGAUACUCUCGGACGUAUCAUGGCGGCCAUAACGGCGAUUAUGACCUUGAUCGUAGAGGCUCAUAUCGAUGCCGAUUCGGCGGAAGCCUCCAGUGGAGCUAUCGGAAAGAACAUCUCACCUUACCUCGACCGCCAGUGGAUCAGCCUACUCCUCACUCUCCUCGAACACGCGGAAAAGAAGGGGUACCACCAUCACAAGACUACCGCAGGCCUCAUCGACUUCUUCGAGACCUUGACGAGCGGUGACAACUCUCGUCGUCUCGGCAUAUGGGGGUCUGACCAAUUCGCUGUAGACUCGAGCCUCCAAGGCAUGCGCAGUCUCGUCUUCAGUCUGCCCUACGAUCCCGCCAAACCCAUCGCCGAUCAAGCGGAGAUACGGAGGAACUACUUUCUUGCUGCUGUCAGCACGCACCCGGAGUACAAAGAGGCAGACCCGCAGGCACGUAGGGAUAUCCGCAAUAUCGUCAUGCAGCUCCCCACAAUAGUGUCUCGGAAGCCGAGGUUGUACAUGAAGAUCGUCAAUCAUCUGCACGGUAUCGACGACAAGGAUAGACCGCAGGGCUUCCCCGUCCGAUCCUUCUCUCUCAACGACGACAACAUGCUGAAUUCCGCCCAAGCCAAGAAGCGGCUGGCGGCUGGCGAGCUCAUUGUCUACGUGGAUCAGUUCGAGAUGCGCGUCAACGACUUCAACGAGUAUGGCCGAGAGGAUGCCCUCACCCUUGAUCAUUCCCAGGCGAUGUUUUGCUGGCGGGACACCGGCGAGAAGAGAGGUCAAUUCGAAUGGUUUCGGAUCAAACCAGGGACGAACGACCGAAAGAUCAAUAUCGAGGUGGAGCCGAACCACGCCGACCGCUUUGAGCAGGCGCUCAGGAAGUACUUCCCUCCUCUCGCCUGGAUCGACACUGCCCUCGAGAUGGCCAAAGCUCGACGCUCCGCCCCAGACAACGACUACGGCGAGCUCGUGCCCGCCUCUUCGCAACUGCCCCCUGUAGCAGACGCCGAAGAAGAAGACGCGGAGGAAGAGACAAAUCCCUCCGAAGCGGACGAGCGGCAACGGCAAGGCAGCGUGGCCAGCCACGUAUCCGACAGUAUCGAGCACACUGCGCCGGAGCCCGUCAAGCCUAAUCGAUCCGCUGUCACCUCGCAGAAGUCCCGGCGCUCGCAGGUGAUCGCGCAGGCGGUCGAGGAAGAGGAGGAGGAGUCAGUCGUGCCAGAAGAAGAAGAGGAGGAUGCGGAGGAGCCGGUCGAGAAACCACGUCGCGCCACUCGGGCAUCCAAAUCGGGCGGUACGAAGGGACCCACUUCUCCCCAACCUGCAGGCGAGGUGUCCACCACCAAAGCACCUGUCAAGCCGGCAGCAAGGUCUUCUCGCUCCGCCGUAGCGAAGGUCGCCGCAUCAUCGGCCGAAGCGGACGACAAGGUCAACACCUUCGGUCCCGCGGAGAAGGAGCCAUCACCACCUCUCAAGCCGGACGAGCCAGCCUCGACCGGUCGGCCCUCUCGAGUUGCCAAAUCUCGGGCGAUCAAGAAGACGGCGGGAGUGCUGGACGGUGAGGCGGUCCCUCUCGACAAAGCGAUGACCAAGGCCGCCGCAUCGAAGCCCACCAAGGAGGCGGCGGCUGAUGUGACCCAGCCGUCCAUCAUCGGAGACAAGGAAGGAAAGGAGGGCGAGGAUGAGGUCAUCAAGGAGAAAGAAGCCAAAAAGAAGGCUCAGGCCCCCAGGGGAAAGGGCAAGGGCAAGGCGAGGGCCAAAGAGAGCUCACCUGCCCCUGAGGUGCCUCAGCCGGACGCCCCGGAUGCCGAGCAGGCGGAGAAGGGGGAAGGACAUGGAGGAGACGAGGAUGAGGCGGUGGAUGUCGCUAAGGUCGUUGUGGCAGUAGAGCGCGAUCCGGCCGAGAAGGUCGUCACCCCCUCUAUCCCGCAGCCCGCUUCUUCUCGGGAGGUACCUAUCAGCAAGCUAAAUGCGGUCAGCAGGUCCAAGCAGAGGUACUCCAGGGGCAAGUCAGGCGAUACCAACAAGAAAGUGGAAGUGUCCGACUCUGACACGGAGUCCGAGGAGGAUGGAGACGCCAUCAGCCCGGAAGCCGACGUCGAGACCGAGCCUGUGCUUGCCCCCAUUCGUCCCGCAUCUAAACGUACCGCCGCCGCCGCCGCCGCCGCUGCCAAAGCGUCAGUCGAUCCACCUGUCCAACCUACACCCAAGUCCAAGCCCGCUACCCGAGGCAAGGUCGUCCUCCCCAAAGCGAAGACGACGAUCGCUGGGGAGAUCAAGGCUGGAGCGGCAAUGACGCCAGCUGCUAUGAAGGCGAAUGUGGCUGCUGCUUCAGAGGCCAAGGAGAUGAAGGGGAAGGGAUCGGUCAAGGGGAAGGGAAAGGGGAAGGUGGUAGAAGAGGCGGUGGAGGAAGCGGUGGGGGAGGUGGUGACGAAGGAGCCGGCCAAGAAGGGGAAGAAGGCACCGGGUCCGCCGAAUGCGACUGUGGGGGCAAAGGCGGUCACUGCGCCGGGAAGGAUGGAGGAUUUGGGCACGAGCGAUGACGCUAGCGAAGUCGUAGCGGAUGCUCCAGAUGUCGAGAUGAACGCGGAGGAGCCAGAACCCCCAGUGACCAAGAAAGGGAGAGCUCCGGCUGAGCGGGCUGGAGGGAGAGGUGCCAAGAAGAGGGCGGGCGUAGAGUCAGUGCCGGUCGAGGACGGCGGGAAAGCGGUACCACCGGAGGCGGUAGAGGAGGACGAAGUCAUGCAGGAGGGUGUGGAGGAUGAUCAGAUCGACCAGCCUGUUCUUCCUAUCGACGAUGCUCCGUCCCCCGCCCGUCGACCCUCGCCCGUCAAAUCCGCUCUGCGACAGCCUAUUCCUCCUGCCGACUCUGCCGCUCCUCAAGACACCGCCAGCCCUGUCGCCGCAAGCGUAGAUCCUAAGCAGCCGGUCGAGCGUAUCCGUCGGAUCAAAAAUGCCGCAUUUGCUCCUCGGUCGGUCACCUUCUCGGACCCGGUCGAACCUCAAGAUACGGACGACCGGGCCUUCCUGGACGCAUCGAACAGCAAGAAACCGGUCGAGAGCGGUCCGUCGGUGUCGGUCGGUGCUGGGCUUCCGAAAGAGCCGGUUGCGGAGACGUCGGAGGCUGCAGCCAAGCGAGACGCCGGCGACAUUCCCAGCGUCAAUCCCAACCAAUCACCUCAGAAGCGACGAAAGAACGAUAACAUCAACCUGCAUGACGAACAGCGGGUCAGUGCCGAGGUCCGGAACCGACCCAUCGAUCCACCUCAGGCCCAACGAGCGGCCGGACAAGCGACUCCCCCAGCAUCGCAUCGCAAACGACCGGCCGAGAUUGAGGCUGCCGGUGAUGCGGAGGUGGCCCAGGAGGAGGUGAUGCCGCUCAAGAAACGUAAGGUGUCUAUCAACGAGCCGGAAAGGGAGGGAAAGAUAGGUUGGAAGUCAGUGAGCAGGAAGCAGAAGGGAGGUCACGCAUCAGACGGUGUUGAAGGGGUCUUGGCCGCCGUCAAGCAGCGCCUCCAGAAGAGACUCGCCAUGCCGGACAAGAUCAUCAAGGCCGUCGAGCGUCAUAUCGCCAAGGCGGCAGUCAAGCUGGUCAAUGGAUUCGGUAUCGACCAUGCCGAGAUGUACCAAGCGACUACCGCCCGAGGCGCCGAAAUCGACCUCAAGCAGACCGCCCUUCAAGCUCUCUACCAAGCGCAGGUCGACGCGUCCGACCGACACUAUCGCGAUGCUCGGGACCUAUUCAAGACGUACCAGCGACCGAUGCAGGGGAUCCCGAUGAUCCUCUUCGAGUGA
Molecule: messenger RNA, 4185 nt
Organism: Dioszegia hungarica
Lineage: Eukaryota; Fungi; Basidiomycota; Tremellomycetes; Tremellales; Bulleribasidiaceae
Exons: 16
Coding region: 1-4185 (1394 amino acids)
Source: RefSeq, a predicted model, not a curated record